AUGUUAGAAGAAUUGGAAGCAGCAAAAGACUAUAGUGAUGAACUCUUAAAAAACAUUUCAAAACAAAAUAAUACCAUAUUAACACUUGAAGAAGAAUUGAAAAAGUCUGUUAAUGAUAAAGACAGAUUGGAGAAAAGCCUUAAUCAUAAAUUAGAGCAUUAUAAAUAUAAAUUAGAAGGAUUAGAUUCAUUAGAAUUACUUAAUACAACAAAAUCUGCAGAAAUAGAUCAUUUGAAAAAUCAAAAGGCUGCUUUAGAAAAGUAUACUGAAGAAAUAAAAGAGAUGCAUAAAAUACAAUUAAACAAAUUAGAUGAUGAAAUAAAUUGUCUCAAAGAAACAAUAAAACGCUGGCAAUUUGAAAAUGAACUAUUAUCAGAACAAUUUAAGACAAUAACUUUUGAGCUUUUGAACCAGGAACGAUUGAAUAACAGUAAAAUAUCAGACAAAGAUGAUAGUUUAAAUAACACUUCUUUAUGCACAAAUAGUAUUGAUAAACAGUUCAUGAAAAUGGCAAAUUUGAUUAACAUCUUGAAAGACGAAAAAAAUUCAAUCAUUUUAGAAUUUAAUGAAACUAUUGCUGAAUGCAAUAAAUUGAAAUCUGAUUUACAUUACAAAUCCAAAGUUGUUGAUGACAUGCAAACUCAAAUGAAAGAAUUAAGACAGCUACAUACAUCCGGCUUAGUUAUGAAUAAUGAUCAUUCAAAAAUUUUAGAAAAGAUUGAACUUAGCAAUCAAAUAGUAGAAAGAAGUAAAAUGUUAGAAGAAGAAAAUGUACUAUUAUCCAGCCAACUUAAAGAGUUACAAGAAUUAGAUACAAAAAAAACUGCUGAGAUUUGUGCUUUAAAAGAUGAUAUAUCAGGAAUGCAAUGUGAAAUUGAUCAAAAAUGUGCAGAGGUUAUAACUGUAACUAAAAACUUGUCAAGAUGGAAAGAACGAUCUAAUGGUACUCAAUCUGAUACAGAGUUUAAACAACUGUUAAAUACACUAGAACGAGAAAAAGGAAAAAUGACUACUGCUCUUGAUCAAUUAAAAUCUAUGAAAUCAGAUAAAUCAUGUCUUGAAGAAUUGUUAAAGAAGCUGGAAACUGAUCAUUCGGAAGAAAUCAAUACUGCAAAACAAGAAAUAAUUAAAUUAAAAACUAAAAUUGUUUCUACUAAUAAGUCUAUGGAGACGUUUAAGAAUAUUAUCAAAUCCUACAGACAAAAGUCAUCAGAUGUUGCAUCAGAAAUUCAUAUAGUAAAGGUAUUGGCUAGACGAUAUAAACACCUAAGUGAAGAGUUGAAUAAUACAUUAAGUACAGAAAGAAGCGCAUGGCAGACUAAAUUUGAUGAACUACAGCAAGGAGGAAGUAAAAUAACUUUAGAUCUUGAUGAGCCCAAAAAACUAAUAGAACAAGGGAAACAAGAACAAAAAGCUGAAUGUGAAUCCAUCAUAAAUUAUCAUAAAGCUAAAGUUCUAGAAGCUGAAGCUAGUUUAAAUGCUGCAAGAUCUGAGUUAAAAGAUACAAAAGCUAAAAGUGAAGAUAAAGAAUUGCGUGCUAAACAGCUUUUACAACAUGUUAGAAGUAGGAUUCAAAAUCUUACUAGAGAACUUGAUAUAACCAAAAAACAACGUGAUGGCUUAAUCGUCCGAUUAGAUCAAGCAGAAAUUGGUGGCCAAAUGCAGGAAUUUCAAGUUCAAAUCUCUCGUUUAGAAGCGGAAAAUCGCAAACUUACUUCAGCAAAAGAACAGAUCACCGCAGAAAAAGAUCGCUUGUCUCAUGAUAUACAAAUGUUAAAUCAUAGAGUUACAGCUUUGACGAGACAAUUUUCAAAUCAACAGGUAAAACCAUCUACUAGUACCGGCCCUGAUAAACUGGCAAUUGAACCUCCUACAGCUAACAUUAAACCCUUAGGACCUGCAGUUAAUAAGCCACAAACGGUACACCAGUCUGUUACAGUUAACCCAUGGCGAUCUGCAGCUGCAGAAACACCAUUGGCUAGUAUAAAGCCAAUGACAAUGCAACCUAGAAGUGUGGUAGUAUUACCUACUAGUCAAACAUCAUCCACGUCAAACCAAAGUUCAAUGAGUGGAACUAGUAGUAGUACAACUAUUACUGUUCAUCCACAACAACCACAGUCUGUUGAUAUCAGUAGCAGUGGAGGUAAUGCUUUAGACUCUUCAGAAGCUAAUAGCACAGCACAAAGCCAUCAUUUAACAAGCAGUACUUUAGUACAACACGUUGAAGGUUCGGAAUCAACACCAACAGUUUCUGAUUCUAACGAAACUACUGCUGCUACUCCCCCAUCAAUCUUACCACUUCAACAGCUGAUAGGAAGUGCAGCAGCUCCAAGCGUUACUGCUGCACAAACAAGUCCCGCCAUCAGUAUAGCUCUGGUGGUACCGCAAGGCAGGGAACAAGUACAAACAACUGUGUCACAACCAACUACUGUAUCUGUGUCAACAGUAUCUCCUUCACAAAGUCAAAUAGACAGAUACAGUGUGCAAAAUGAAAAUGGUCAGACAAUGGAAAGUAGUAACAGUCAUAUUGCUAGUUCUUCAGCUCCAGGUCCUUCAACAGAAUCAGAACCAUCUGUUGUCACAGCUUGUACUAGUGGACCUAGCUGUUCCUCUCUAGACACUACAACACACUCUAACACUUCUCAAAGGAAACGAAAAGCUGAUCUCCUUCUGACUUCAUAUAUGAAAAGAUCUAAAUCUUUUAUGCCUAGAGAAGAAAACCGUAGAGAAAUGGAAUAUUAUGAAGCACCAACAUCUUCUCAAAGAGAUUCAGAAGUUAGCAAUUCAUAUAUUGGUCCAGAGAGUAAUCCACAAGAUAAUAAUAAAGGAGUUGAAGCAAGUACAGAUAUGGAGGUGACAAGUGAGGCAGCAGAUGAAAAUAAUGAAGUUGACCUAACAAGCCAAGGAUGUACUGCUGACACCAAUAAUAUGAAUGAAACCAAUGAUUUUCAAAAUGAAGAAACCGAACAAAUAACAGGAGAAAAUACACCAGAACAUUCAUCAAAUGCUGAAGCCACUGCUUUUGUUGAAGAAGACUCGCCAGAAAUUAUUCAUUUUCAAGAAUUUCAAAACACACCUGUUUCUUCGGCUAGUUGUGAAGAGACUAAGAAUACUGAUAAUGUAACUUCAGAUGCAGAAUCAAGGCAGAAUGAAAGUGAUUCAACUCCAAUUGAACCUCGAGCCGGACCCUCAAGCGAUGCUUCGGACACAGUUGGAGUUUCUCAAUCAACUGAAACUGCAGAAACAGACACACUUGAUUUGGAACAAAAAACAGUUGAAAUUUUAUCAUCUGAAAAUGAAGAAGACACCAUUGAAAUCAAAUCAAUUCAUGAUAUUGAUGAAACUCAAAAUGAUAAUAUACCUGAUCAAGAUCAUGAUCAGGAAACAAUUUCAGUGUCCUCUUCGCCCAGCAAAGAUAAUGAAGCUGUCCGUGAGGAAUCUCCUGUCGCUGGACCAAGUGGUGUGACUAGUGAUUCAUCAGCAAAUUAA
This is a messenger RNA of Macrosiphum euphorbiae (potato aphid), 3489 nucleotides long. The record is from the annotation of a GenBank genome assembly. Lineage: Eukaryota; Metazoa; Arthropoda; Insecta; Hemiptera; Aphididae.